Messenger RNA from Didymosphaeria variabile, 717 nucleotides. RefSeq lists its product as uncharacterized. The record is from RefSeq and is a predicted model, not a curated record. Lineage: Eukaryota; Fungi; Ascomycota; Dothideomycetes; Pleosporales; Didymosphaeriaceae. The transcript has a single exon. The coding region runs from base 1 to 717 and encodes 238 amino acids.
AUGAAGUUCUCCCUCCUUCUCGUGAUCGCGGCGACUGCUUCGGCGGCAGUCGUUGCACCCAGGCAUCACAAAGGACGUGGUGGGAACGGUGGAGGAAACGGCGGGAACGCUGCGGCACAGCAGGGCCAGGCAGCGCAGACCGGAAACGAAGCCACGCAGGAUGCGCAGACGGGCAACCAGGCGGCGACGGGAGGAAACGCUGCUACUGGAAACAACAACGCCGCGACGGGUGGAAACACCCAGACUGGCGACAACCAGGCGGCGACAGGCGCGACAGGGGGCGGUGCUCUUGCGAGGGGCGCAACGACCAUUGUCUUGAAGGAGACGCUGGGUAUUCCGGGCAACGAGUGCAUCACCUUCCGCAACAACGGCGAAAUGGUCGAUGCUGCCUGCGUUAACACCGCAGCCGAUCGCCAACUUCAAGCCUCGACCGUCAAUGGUCAGCCCGUACUCGCAGUCCAGCGCUCCUUCACCGCAGGCUUCCGUCAGGACCUCGUUGGUGUAGAUGCUUGCGUUGGUAAUAACGGCACAACUUUCCUUGCACAGCCCUGCGACGAUGCCAACUUGGACCCUGUUACCUUCUCGAACAACAACUUAGUCGCCGCGAGUGGUGCUUGUCAGAGCGGACACGACGGCGCUGCGCAAAUAACAGUUGACCAGUCAGGCCAGAACUGUGCUGAGUUGACGAGCACCGAUACGACGGCUACCCCUCCUUAG